This is a messenger RNA of Arachis stenosperma, 2767 nucleotides long. RefSeq names its product fimbrin-1-like. Lineage: Eukaryota; Viridiplantae; Streptophyta; Magnoliopsida; Fabales; Fabaceae. Gene Ontology annotation, molecular function: actin filament binding. The record is from RefSeq and is a predicted model, not a curated record. Gene Ontology annotation, cellular component: actin filament; actin filament bundle; cytoplasm. The coding region runs from base 388 to 2457 and encodes 689 amino acids. Gene Ontology annotation, biological process: actin filament bundle assembly; actin filament network formation. The transcript has 15 exons.
CUUUGCCACCCCAUUAAGAAAAAUCGAUCCUUUCUUAUGUUCCAUGCUUCUUCGAUUAUCCUUCAUCUUCUUCUCUUUCUCUCUCUUCCAUUGCACACGUUCCUUCAUUCAAUGACAUAAUGAGGUGCAGUUGAGUUCAAUCCAAAUGUACAACUGAUUUGAUAAUGGUGGAGAGGAACUAAACUUCUUCUUGCUUGGAUUUUUGUUAUAGAUUUGGUUUUUAUGUAUGACAUUUUCGGUUUUCUUCUUCUUUUUUUGGCCUUGUAAGUUGUGAAGUUACAUCUUGUUGCAUUUUAGGCUGCUGAGUAAAUAAAACAGUGUGUUGGAUUGACAAUUACCUUUUAGGCCUUUUUUCUGGGGAUACGAUUUUGGUAGUGAUUUAGCAAGAUGUCAAAAUUUGAGGGUGUUAUUGUCUCCGAUCAAUGGCUUCAGAGUCAGUUUACACAGGUCGAACUUCGCACCCUGAAAUCAAAGUUUGUCUCCUUGAAGAAUCAGAAUGGUAAAGUUACAUUUAGAGAUUUACCAUCUUUAGUGGUGAAGCUAAAGGCAUUCGCGGAUAUGUAUAGUGAAGACGAGAUUAAGGCGAUCUUGUGUGAAUCCGACACUGACUUGACUAAUGAUGUUGAUUUCGAAUCCUUCUUAAGGGUAUAUUUGAAUUUGCAAAGUCAAGCUACGGCGAAACAAGGUGGCAGGAGGCAUUCGUCGUCAUUCCUUAAGGAAAGUAUAACUACCCUUCUUCACACAAUUAGUGAAUCGGAAAAAGGCUGUUAUGUUGCUCACAUAAACAGCUACCUUGGUGAUGAUCCAUUUUUGGAGCAAUAUCUUCCAUUGGACCCGGCUACUAAUGAUCUAUUCGAUCUUGCAAAAGACGGCAUUCUUCUAUGUAAGCUUAUCAAUGUUGCUGUUCCUGGGACUAUAGAUGAGCGAGCCAUCAACACGAAACGAAAAUUAAGUCUUUGGGAGAGAAAUGAGAACCAUACUCUAUGCCUCAAUUCUGCAAAGGCUAUUGGCUGCACAGUGGUCAAUAUUGGCACCCAGGAUUUAGUGGAAGGACGACCUCAUCUUGUUCUUGGGUUGAUUUCCCAAAUCAUAAAGAUCCAGCUUUUGGCUGAUUUGAACCUCAAGAAGACCCCUCAGCUUGUAGAAUUGGUUGAUGAUAGCCAGGAGAUUGAAGAGCUUCUUAGUUUGUCACCUGAAAAGGUCCUGCUGAAGUGGAUGAAUUUUCAUCUCCAGAGAGGAGGUUACCAUAAAACUGUGAAGAAUUUUUCUUUGGAUGUUAAGGAUGGAGAAGCUUAUGCUUAUCUUCUUAAUGUUCUUGCACCUGAACAUGGCACUCGAUUCACCUUGGAUACCAAGGAUACCAAUGAAAGGGCAAAUAUGGUCCUCGAACAUGCAGAGAAAAUUGGUUGCAAACGAUACUUGUCCCCGAAGGACAUUGAAGAGGGAUCCUCAAAUCUGAAUCUUGCAUUUGUUGCGCAACUGUUUCAUCAUAGGAGUGGCCUAUCUACAGACACUAAAAAGAUGUCAUAUGCUAAGAUGAUGACAAUGGAUGAUGUACAAACAUCUAGAGAAGAGAGAUGCUUCCGGCUAUGGAUAAAUAGUCUUGGCAUAGCUACUCACAUAAAUAGUCUAUUUGAAGAUGUCCGAAAUGGAUGGGUACUUUUGGAAGUUCUAGACAAGAUAUUUCCAGGAACAGUAAACUGGAAACAUGCAACAAAACCUCCAAUUAAGAUGCCAUUCAGAAAAGUAGAGAACUGCAAUCAGGUCAUUAAAAUCGCUAAACAACUGCGAUUCUCGCUUGUCAAUGUAGCCGGAAAUGACAUCGUGCAAGGAAAUAAGAAGCUCAUUCUUGCUUUAUUGUGGCAGUUGAUGAGAUUCACAAUGCUUCAACUGUUAAAAAAUUUGAGAUCUCACUCACAAGGCAAGGAGAUCACUGAUGCCGAUAUUCUUAAAUGGACAAACAGAAAAGUGAAGAGCACUGGCAGAACUUCCCAGAUUGAUAGCUUCAAGGACAAGAGUUUGUCAAGUGGAAUAUUUUUCCUUGAGCUUCUCAGUGCCGUAGAGCCUAGGGUUGUUAACUGGAACCUGGUCACCAAGGGUGAAAGCGAUGAUGAGAAGAAACUGAACGCCACCUAUAUAAUCAGUGUAGCGAGAAAACUUGGUUGUUCAAUCUUUUUGUUACCAGAGGACAUUAUGGAGGUUAAUCAGAAGAUGAUUCUCACUCUCGCCGCCAGUAUAAUGUAUUGGAGCUUGCAACAACAAGGUGAAGAUGCACUGGAUUCAUUUCCUUCGCCUGCUGGUACUGCUACGACCACCACGCCGGAAGCUUCCCCAGCUCCAUCAGUUUGCGGCGAAGACGAGAGUUCUUCCCUUGGUGGUGAACUCUCCAACUUGAGUGUUGAUGAUGCCACAUCUGACACAACAGUGUCCUCACAACUUGAGUCUGAUGAGCUAUGAGGGCCUAGUUUUGCACUUUGCAAAGUUUUUUUUUAUCUCUCAAACAUGAGAUGAGUUCCAAAUCAUUUUCUUUUUUCUUUCUUUUUUGUUUUGUUGGUAGGUAAAGAAAUUAGAGUAAAGGGUAAGAAAAAUGUUCAUGGAAGGUAAGUUUAGGAAAUAGUUGUGAAUACCAAUGAUAAUAAUGUGUAAAAAGAUAUAUUGACAUAUUGUUUAAUUUGUUCUUUCUAGAAAGGAAUUAUUAUUUGUUAGGGAACAAAAUAAUGGCCAAGAGGGCAAAAAGGGAAGGAUAUAAAUGAGGUUUCUUGAACAA